GCCGCGGGGGGGCGUGGCCGGGUCCCCCCGCGCCGUGCCGGGGAGGCGUCACCUGGGCCCGUCCCCGUCUCCAUCACCCGGCGGCGGCCGUUGAGCGGCCGUUUAACGGCGCGGCGAGAUUCCUCCGGUUAACGCACAGCAUCCGUGCCUGCUGCGAAAAGGAAUAGUUUUCAGCGCUCCUCGUAAGGCGUGGUCUUUACUACUAUGCUGAGUCACACAAGAUGUCCAUAGAAGAAUAAUGGAAGCCCCUGAAUACCUUGAUUUGGAUGAAAUAGAUUUUAGUGAUGAUAUAUCAUAUUCUAUAACUUCUCUCAAGACCAUCCCAGAAUUAUGUAGAAGGUGUGAUUCACAAAAUGAAGACAGAUCAGUUUCCAGCAGCAGCUGGAACUGUGGAGUCUCAACUCUUAUCGGAAAUGCACAGAAACCAACAGGCAUUGCAGAUGUGUGCAAUAAAUUCAGACCAGUGAAGAGGGUUUCCCCACUAAAGCACCAGCCAGAGAGCUCUGAGAACAAUGAAAGCGAUGACCAAAAGAACCAGAAGGGAGAAUACCAGAAAGACAGCGAAUCACAGCCUGCACCUCCAAAUGAUGACCAGAACCCAGGAGAAGGGGAGAACCUUAAAAGUAAAAACAUUGAGCCUACUGUUCUGCUCGGGGAGCUGGAGCACUAUGACCUGGAUAUGGAUGAAAUUUUGGAUGUGCCUUAUAUUAAAUCAAGCCAGCAACUCGUUCCUUUCACAAAGGUAGCUCCUGAGAAAAAAAUUUUGGGUGUAUGUUCAACAGUCAAUGGUGUUAGUGGCAAGACCUGCCCUACAGGGAGCACAGACAACUCGCCUUCUGGGGUAACACAGUUCUGUGUUCUCUCUCCUGUGAAAGGCUCUCAGCUGAGAAAAACGCAGCCCAUUGUCCUUGAUCAGCACAAGCAUAUAACAGAAGAAUUAGAGCUUUCCCAGCCUUUAGUUAAGUGUAGCUCAGUCCAUGAAUCUGAAGCCCAGGGCAAGGGUUUCCUCUGUAGGACAUUUGUUGAUCCUCAGGCACACAAAACUGAGAAGACUAUGCCAAACUGCCACCUGAGGACUUUUCACCUGCAGACAGCAGUGGCAGAAAACAAGCAACUGGAGGAACUGAGUAUGAACUGGAGCAGUGCAGGGAGCCCAGAAGAAAGGAGUGAAGAGGUGAAAAAAUUUAAGAGCAUCUUAAACAUUGUAAAGGAAGGCCAAAUAUCGUUACUGCCACAUUUAGCAGCAGAUAAUUUGGAUAAGAUUCAUGAUGAAUGUGACAACAAUCUGUUGCAUGUAGCAGCAUCAAAGGGACAUGCAGAAUGCCUGCAGCAUCUCACUUCUUUGAUGGGCGAAGACUGUUUGAAUGAAAGAAACAUUGAGCAGCUAACUCCAGCUGGAUUAGCAAUAAAGAAUGGUCAGCUGGAAUGUGUUCGGUGGAUGGUGAGCGAAACAGAAGCUAUUGCAGAAUUAAGUUGUUCCAAAGAUCAUCCGAGCCUUAUUCAUUAUGCAGGUUGCUAUGGUCAGGAGAAAAUACUUCUGUGGCUUCUUCAGUUUAUGCAAGAACAAGGGAUUUCACUGGAUGAAGUUGACCAAGAUGGAAAUACUGCUGUUCAUAUAGCUGCUCAACAUGGCUAUCUAGGAUGCAUACAGACAUUGGUUGAAUAUGGAGCAAAUGUCACCAUGCAAAACCAUGUAGGAGAGAAACCUUCACAAAGUGCUGAGCGACAUGGGCAUACCAUGUGUUCCCGCUACUUAGUCGUUGUGGAGACAUGUAUGUCAUUGGCCUCUCAGGUUGUGAAGCUAACUAAGCAACUAAAGGAGCAGACAGUAGAACGUGUGACAUUACAGAACCAACUCCAGCAGCUUUUAGAAGCCCAGCGGUCAGAGGGCAAGGCACUGCCCAUGUCCUCAAGCUCGCCAUCAUCCCCUGCCUCUGGCAAACCCCAGUGGAAACCAUCUGAAGUAGAUGAAUUGUCUCCACCAAAAAGUAAAUUGAACACCCAAGAUGGGAUUCAGAUUCUUGGCAGCUUGGGAACUUCUAGUCGCACUCGAGCCAAGAUAAAAGAUGAGGACUCAGAUAAAAUCUUGCGCCAGUUGUUGGGAAAGGAAAUCUCUGAAAAUGUCUGUAUGCAGGAAAAGCUGACUUUGGAAUUUCAGGAUGCUCAUGCAUCCUCCAAGAACGUGAAGAAGAUUUUGCCAGAGAAAAGGGAGCUGAAGUUAGCCAGACUGAGGCAGCUUAUGCAGAGGUCUCUCAGCGAGUCUGACACCGACUCAGCUAAUUCUGAGGACCAUAAGAACACCCCUGUGAAAAGAACUGACAAGCCAAGGCCUCAGCCCAUAGUGGAAAGUGUUGAGAGCACAGAGAGUUUGCACCUGAUGAUUAAGAAACACACUUCAGCAGCAGGGCGCCGCUUCCCUUUUGGUACCAGAGCUUCUAAGUCAGUGGAUGGCCACAGCCCUUCCCCUACUUCAGAGAGCAGUGAUCCAGAUAACGAAGCCCAGUAUCAGUCUGGUACUGUACCUCAGAGCCAGUUUUGUGGAGACAGCUCUCCGUCCAGCACAGACAGUGCCACUGCUCAAAAGGUUGCCACAAGCCCCAAGAGUGCUCUCAAGUCUCCAUCUUCAAAGCGCAGAACCUCCCAAAAUUUGAAACUCAGAGUAACUUUCGAGGAGCCUGUGGUGCAGGUGGAGCUAGCAGAGUCAGAACUAAAUGAGGAAAAGGACAAAGAUCGGGGCAAAGCACUUUUGCGGGCUCCACCCAGCACUGGGGAACCAGCAGGAGACCAGCUAAAAAGGCCUUUUGGAACCUUUAGAUCCAUAAUGGAGACGCUGAGUGGUAACCAAAAUAACAACAACAACUGCCAAACAGCAAAUCUGAUCAAAACCUCAUCGACGCUGCCUUUUACGUCAUUAGGAAGGAAGACAGCAGACAGCAAGGGAAAUCCAGCAGCUCUCACAAAAGGAAGAAACAAGCCAGGGCCUUACUGCAGCCACACCAGUUUUUCCUCUAGCACACUGAAUGAAGAACAUCUGUGUAACUAUGCUUGGCAUGAUGACAUCAGUAAGAAAAGCCAGAAAUCCUACAGUCAAAAAAGUUCUGAAGAGCCAGAGCUGCAGGAAUUUUUCCUCUAAACCACAUCUCAUGAUGUCUCACUUUGUUUGAAAUGCCUGAAAUAAAUCCUUUUGAAACACUAAUACGAGACAUAUCCCUCACCAGCAAAACAGCAGCUGUUAGGAUGCCUUAAUUCGUAGCAGUUAGACCAUAUACAAGACUUUUUUUAUGAUAUGUGUGUAUAUGUAUCUUGUUUGUAAGCUGUACUGUGUAAAGGCAUGGGUGAGCAAAAGUAACAAUUUGAAAAUUGUUAUGACACAGGCAACCUCCAAAAUGUUUGUUGGGCCACAGAACACGUUUUGUACUUUGUCUUUUGCAUGGAUAUAUUGUCAUAUAUCUUAGUUCCCUUUGUCAAUGAAAUAUACUAUCAAAGUUUCAGCCAGGACUCUGCCUGCUCCACUCUUCAAUGAGACUGAGGCAAAAGCAUUGAUUUUUUUCAAGUAAGUUUUGUGUGUUAUUUCUACUUUUGUAAAAAGGAAAUAAAACAGUGUUAAUAGGACACAUUGAGUGCAAAUACUUCUCAUAUUUAACUCUCUUAAGCUUCAAGUGUUUUGUUUCUCUUUUCUGUGUUCAUUUGAUAAGGAGGCAGUGUCCAAUAUCAGAAUUUUGGUACAAUCAGUUGAGUCAAGAAUUACUUGAAUGUUCAAUGGUUCGUUUCAGUUUUAAAAUACAUAGAAUUUUUUUAAAUGAAAUUUUAAAUUAUCGUUUACUGUUAACUUGCCAAACACUGGUAAUGUGCUCAUGUCUGUUCAAACCACCAAGUGACCUGCUAAAACCCCAACCAUACUUUUUCAAAGUUGUUAUGAUCCUUGUACCGAAUGCACUUGGAACCUUUGAGAGAAAGUGAAUCUUCAGUGGUUUACUGAAUUCACUUUUUUUCUCGUAAACUACAGUACAUUCUGUAGGUGUGUCACAUACAGCACGACAUCCAAAAGCAGGUUAGGAGGCAAUUUCCACUUGAAGCAUUUAUUUUUAAUAAACAAUUAGGUAUGUAUUUUUUUUAUCCAUAUUGAGCCAUUUCCAUUUGAAGACUGCUAUGGUUUUAUGAGAAAGAUCCAGAUACAUGAGGAUUUCUUUUAAUGAUUGUUGUAAUAAAACAUAGGGAAGACAUUUUUUCAAAAAUGUUCCACAAAAGAUGUACCACACUGCUGAAAUUAUGCAAAUUAAUUUCCUACAAUUUCAUAACUCAUAAGUGAAUAAUGUGGGCAACCAGGAGGAUUUUGAUGAUGGGAGUUACUUUUUUUUUUUUUUUUUUUGCAGUUUUUCUUGCCCGUUUUUUGCUGUGCACAACUUAAACUUUGGGCUUCCAUUCCAUUAGAAUAGUUAGGGGCAUCCUUAAUAUGAUUCAUCUGACCUUUUUUAGAUGCCAGCACCUUCCUACUUACUGCAGGGGAACUGGAGGUAGUAGAGCUGUUGGAAGAGUUACUUAGUAGUUGGAUACCUAUAAUUAAGUGAUAUGAAUGUUCUUACUUGGUUCACUCUUCAGAGUGAUGUCAUGUUUGGCCAUACAGCUGCCAUACACCAAGAUGACCGAAUGCCCCAGACACCCUACUUAGAGGCUUUGGAUAAGCACAGAGUACUACUGGAUAAAAUGGAGCCAAUUUAGAGAUCAGAAAAAAAUACAACUUGAAAUAAGAAAAGCAUCCACUUACAAAAAUUAUAUUCUGAGUUUCUUUCCACAGUUCUUAUCUGUCACUUGGCAACGCUUUGGUUUUUGAGCUAAAGUAAUAAACUUAGCACUGUAGCUGACCUGAGCUAUGUUGUUUAAAGAAACAAUCAAACCUCCAAAAAUAUCUGUCAGCCAGGAACAGCAGUACCUCUAACUGGGCCUCCCACCGUCUGUGUGUGCAUGAAAAAUCUAAAUGCAAAUCGAGGAGAGACACAUGUGCUGCAAUAGCCUGUGUGCUGAAGUAGAGCAUAAGAAAGAGAAAUCUGGUGUCAGUGGAUGGGCUCAGAACAAAUUUGUAACCUGCAUUUUUGAGAACAUGAAGAUCAUUGCCUGUGGUCAUGGCAGAAGCAUGAGUUAAAUAAAGAUUUGCGAAGGACAAAUAUUCAAUAUGAAAAAGCAAAUAUCCAGUAUGUUUGAAAGGUCUUAACCCUCACAAAUCACCCCUGAUCACACCUGACCUUUUUUAUUAUUUUUUUUAUUUUUUAUAUUUUUUCUUUUUUUGUGUGUGAGAGUAGUGAAAAGGCUUGAAGGACAGUUUCAAUCUUAAGGGACAUUGUGCAGACAAAAAGAUAAAAGCAUGCCUGGUGAUCUUGAGUUACUGGAAAUUUGUGAAGUCCACCGUAGUUAUCUAAUACCUAGGUGCAGCAGGGAAUAAAUCUGAACAACUGUGAAAGGAUCUGAAACAGGUUAAGGUGUAAAUAUUGUCAAAUCCUAGAAUAAAUAAAUUACCAGAUGUGGGGAAUGAGGAUUUAAAAGUCACCUGCUUUCUGCUGGGUUUCAGUUUCUGAGAGAGUAUUCUUAUACAGCACACAUUAAAACAAAUUACACAAGAAAUUGUAGGGCAAUAGGAGAUUGCUAAAUGAGAUAGGAUUGGGAUACCAGAAGACACUCAGGGUUUUGUGGUUAAAUAUAUCAGCUAGGUAAUCAAUGUUGUGUCCCAGAUAAUUGGAUAAUUGCAUACAGCUGGAAAGCCUGGGUGUUUUCAGUGAGAUCUGCACAUGCUGCUCCUAUGACUCCCCACUGUUCUGAUCAUGCUGGGGCAGAAAGCAGUCGCCAACUUGAUGCAAGCAUGAAAAGUAGUGUCUGGAGGGUUUUAUCCCUGGAGAAGGUGAACUCAUAUAUAAACUGCUGGUUUUAUUGUUCCUAAUUCGUAGUUUGUCUCCUACCUAGGGCCCCAAAGCCUACACGUGGUACACUCUGAUGUCAUUCCUAUUAGAGAAAUGCUGAAUCUGUGAUCUUCGGCUGGCUGAAGCAUGUGCUCUGUAUAUUUGUAUCCUUAGUAGCUAUAGAAUCCAGGUGCCAUAACUCCUUCUGUUUGGUUUAUAAUCCUCCAGGCAGAUCCCCUUGGCAUGGGUCUAAGUCAGGCUUCUGUCAACGAAGUAUAAGCAUUUCCCAGAAGAGCUGAUCAGGGAUUUUCCAACAAACAUCUUCAGAAAAUAUCAGUUGACCACAGCUUUCAACAGCAGCACAGAAGCUUUUAAAUUACAGCCCUUGCCAGAAAAGGUCUUCCCCUGUCCACUGGGAAAUUUCGGGUCAAAAGGAGGCAGUGGAGUCAUUUGCUAGUGAACCUCUCUGUGCCCCAGUAAUGCUCUAUCUGUGGGCACCGUGGAUGUAAAGAACGGCUUUUCAUGUUCACUGUCUCCCAAAGACUGCAGAAUAAGACCUCUCAGUGUAUGUCCUGUAAAACUGUAUCAAAGCCAAUUGAUAGGGCAUUUGAGAGCCCUGAAUUCACAGUUUCAUAUUGCAUGGCUCUCCUAAUUUUUGAAGAAUGAUACCAUUUUUCAAAAUGAGCAAAAGUCAUUUUCUGGGAGCUUUGUUUUUUUUUGCUUGUCUUAUUGUUUUGUUUGUUGUGGGUAUUUGGGAUGGACAACACCCGGAUACGUGCAGUAUUAGGCUGUGAGUGUGACAUCCUAUGUCAUCAGUAGGAUGGUGGGCUAUGCUUUGUCCUGUAUUAAUAAAGCAGCAUUUUAGUAA
Messenger RNA from Oxyura jamaicensis (ruddy duck), 6756 nucleotides. It is a transcript of the gene SNCAIP, whose product is annotated as synuclein alpha interacting protein. The transcript is spliced from 13 exons. Bases 239 to 3133 code for a protein of 964 amino acids. The record is from RefSeq and is a predicted model, not a curated record. Gene Ontology annotation, molecular function: ubiquitin protein ligase binding. Lineage: Eukaryota; Metazoa; Chordata; Aves; Anseriformes; Anatidae.